This is a messenger RNA of Dermatophagoides farinae (American house dust mite), 2940 nucleotides long. RefSeq lists its product as uncharacterized. Gene Ontology annotation, cellular component: TRAMP complex; nucleolus. NCBI's taxonomy places the organism in Eukaryota, Metazoa, Arthropoda, Arachnida, Sarcoptiformes, Pyroglyphidae. Gene Ontology annotation, molecular function: mRNA binding; poly(A) RNA polymerase activity. The record is from RefSeq and is a predicted model, not a curated record. Gene Ontology annotation, biological process: RNA 3'-end processing; polyadenylation-dependent ncRNA catabolic process.
GCUAUCGUUCUCUUUCUCUUUCAAUUCAAAAAAAAUAGUGUUUGAAUAACAAUUCGAAACAAGAAAAAAGAAAAUAUGAUUGAAGAAACAAGACAUUGCAUUGGUUCUGGAUUAUCAUCCUCAUCAUCAUCAUCAUCAUCUUCUUCGUCCUCAUCAUCAACACGUGGCCAUCAAAGUGGUUAUCAUUUACGACAAUCAUCGAUCAUAUUAUCGUUACCAAAUAAUAAUAAUAAUAAUAAUGGAUUAUUUAUGGAACAAUCGGAAAUAAUUAACGAACAACAACGGCCAAGAUCAUCAACUUCAUAUCAUCAUCAUACAAUUAUUGCCAAUAAUGAGCAUGAACAAUCGAACAAUCAACCGCAGCAACAGCAGCAGCAGUUACAGCGACGAAAACAUCCAAAUUAUUUUAGUUUCAUAAAACGUUCAUCAUUGAAUAAAGGAUCAUUCGAAAUAAAUGGCCGCCAUAAUGAAUGUAUAUCCUGUAAGGAUAAUGUAUUCUAUGUUAAGAAUUUGAAAUUCCCCGAUUGUGUUGUACGUAAUCUUUGUCAGAUAUAUAAAUAUAAAGGUGAAUUAUGGUUUAUAAAUCGUUCAUCAUCAUCAACAAAUGAUCAUCACGAUGAUGAUGAUAAUAAUGGUAACGAUAAUGAUAGUAAUCAUGAAAAUCAGUUGAUAAAAUCUUCUGGCCAUCAACAACAAGAUUGUUAUGAAACAAUUUAUGAAAAAAUUCAUGUCGAAUUGAAUGAUUUUUAUUCAUUUAUUAAACCACUGAAAGAGGAUGAAAUAAUGCGAAAAGCAACAUUUUUCUGUUUAGCCGAUUCAAUUAAAAAACUUUCAUUCGUUAAACAGGUAAAAUAUUAUGGUAGUUAUAGUUCAAAAACCUAUCUGCCUGUAAGCGAUAUCGAUCUGGUUGUCUAUUGUAAUCUUGUCAAUGAUGAAUUACAAACACUGUUUUUGAUUGCCGAACGUUUAGCAUAUGAUGGCAUUAUUGAAAAUCGUUUCAACAUUAUUCCAUUAUCACGAAUACCAUUGUUGAAAUUUAAUGAUUCAUUAACCGGUUUACCGAUAAACAUUACGUUGAAUACAAAAAAUGUUAUGGAACGUUCACAAUAUAUUAAGGAACAUAUUCGUCCAAAUUCACAUCAGAUGAAAUUAUUAUUCUUUCUUAAAUAUUAUCUUUUAUCAAAAGGUACGAAUCAAGUAUUCUAUGGCGGUAUCGGUUCUUAUGCAUUAGCAUUGAUGGUUAUUCGUUUUUUUCAAGAAGAAUCUGUCAAAGAAUUAGUACGUAAUGAAAAUGUUUAUCAAAAUUCCAUUCUUGGCUAUCUAUUGAUGGGAUUUUUCGAACGUUUUGGUGAUGUAAAUUUUUUCAAAAAUCAUAUAAUUUCCGUUCAUAAUGAUGGUGAUUAUAUUGAAUGUAAUUAUCUUAAUGAUACUAAUCAUAAUCAUCAUCAUCAUGGUAAUGGUGGUGGUGGUGGUGUUGUUGGCCGACAUUCAAAUUCAGAGAAAAAAUCAUCAAUAUUACGUAUCAAAGAUCAUAUUGAACCAUGGAAUGAUGUAAGCUAUGGUUCAUUUAAUUCAGCUGAAAUUCUUAAAGAUUUUCAAUAUCUUCAUGAUAAAUUCAUGAAAGCUGAUAAAAGUCGUUCAAAAUCAUUGCUUGGCCAAGUAUUAUAUGUUGUCGACAGUUUCAUUGAAUAUCGUAAUCUAUUGUUGUAUCUAUUCCGAAAAUGGUUUGAUGAUUAUGACGUGAAAGAAUAUCUUUCAGGUAAAUAUCCAAGUAAAACAAAAUUUCAAGAAUUUAUUGAAAAAAGACGAAUAUUUCAUAAACAAAAUCUAUCAUUUACACAAACGUAUUUGGAGGAUAAAUCAUUGGAAUUUCGUUUUGAAUCAUUACCAUUGCCACAUUCAUCAAUGAAUCGUUCAACAACGGCGACAAAUACAAGAUCUGGUAGCUAUGAUCUAUUCAUUGAUUGUGAUAUUGAUAAUGAUAAUGAUGAUGAUGAUUAUGAUGAUGAUAUUGAAAAUCGACAGCCAAUUAACAUUAUUAAUCAUCAACAACAUCAUUAUCAUCAACGACCUGCACAUUUUAAUCAUCAUCAUCAUCAUUAUAAUCAUCAUCGUAAUAAUUAUCAUAAUCAUAAUCAAAAUCGACAUUAUCAUCAUCAAAUGAAUAACCAAACUAACCAUAAUAAUGGUAACAUGUCAAUGAUCCAUCAACCAUUCGAUAGAUUUCGAGCAAACAACACCACUAGCACCACCACCACAACAUCGAAUGUUCAAUCAUUUUUACAGAAUAAUUUCAAUUUUGGUCCAAGACGUACCAAUAAUAAACGAAAUAAAACCGGUUUUAAUCCUUUGUUUACUGAUAAUAUUCAACAACAACAACAAGAUCCUGAUAUGAUGAUGAUCAAUAAUGAAAAACAACUCACGAAUCCAAAUUCAUUCAAGAAAAAUACUUCAACAACAACAACAACGUCCACCGAUAAUGACAUCGAACAUGAUGAAUUUCAGUCGUCGACAAUAGCUACAAUCAUAACCACAACGCCUACUACAUCAUCAUCAAUGGAUACAAGUUUUGCUUGUUCAAAUCAUGUCAGCGGUGCUGAUGAUGAUGCUGAUGGACGUUGAGUGUAAAAUCAAAAUUGCCGUCCUGCCAAUUCCGUUUCCAAUACUGUUUUUAAAUGAAUUUUAUUUUCCAUUUAGCAAACAACAACAACAACAACAACAACAAUAGCAUCAGCAGUAGCAUCACCAAUGGCAAACAAAAAUCCCCCCCAAAAAAAAUACAAAAGAUCCUAAAAAGAAAAAAAAAAAAACAACAAAAAAUCAAAUUAACCUGUGAAAAAAAAAAAAAAAAAAAAAAAAAUACACUGAAAACACCUCAUAAACGGUACAUAAACCUUGAAAACACAUUGCCAUUUAUUGCCUGUGUAUUGAAAACAAAAA